AUGGCAGCUUCCACUGCAUACAGGUUUGGCAGACUCCUGAACACAAUCAGACCGGGUCUCGUGAAGAAGAUAAAUAGACUGCCCACUCCUGUAGCUGCUCUGGAUAAUGUGGCGCUCUUCCUGAAGGGUUGUUUGGAGUUAGGUUUGAAGAGCUCUCAGCUAUUUGAUCCUGGAGAUCUACAAGACACUUCUGCACGCUCUAACAAAGGUCCAGACAACAACAAGAAGUUAAAAAAUGUUUUGAUCAACAUCUACUGGCUGGGCCGAGCAGCCAAUAGCAGCACCACAUACAACGGGCCCACCCUGGACCUGCACAAGUUUGAGGAAUUGCUGUCACAGAUGAGAAAGGAAGCAGAGGAGUGGGAUAGCCCAAAGCGAAGCAUCAGGGACAGUGGUUACAUAGACUGCUGGGAGUCCGAGCGCAGUGACUCUCUCUCCCCGCCGAGGCACGUGCGAGACGACUCUUUCGACAGCCUGGACUCCAUCGGCUCGCGUUCCCAUCAAACCCCCUCGCCUGAUGGCCUGCUUGCCCAUGGCUACAGCGAUGGCCGUGGCAGUGACUCGGAGUGCGACACCCCCCAGAGGAAGAUGCCGGACGUGCGCAAGGAUGACAUGCUGGUCCGGCGAACUUCCUGCAGUGAACCCCGGACUGCCAUUCCUUUCAACCAGUAUCUUCCCAACAAGAGUAACCAGAGCUCAUACAUACCUGCACCAGUGCGACACCCUAACACAGACAGAGAUGACAGCUGCAAAAGCUGGAGUAAUGCAACCUCACCUGUUGGAGGAGAGAGACCUUUCAGGUAA
Messenger RNA from Sinocyclocheilus rhinocerous, 804 nucleotides. RefSeq names its product LIM and calponin homology domains-containing protein 1-like. The transcript is spliced from 7 exons. The record is from RefSeq and is a predicted model, not a curated record. Bases 1 to 804 code for a protein of 267 amino acids. Lineage: Eukaryota; Metazoa; Chordata; Actinopteri; Cypriniformes; Cyprinidae. Gene Ontology annotation, molecular function: myosin II head/neck binding. Gene Ontology annotation, cellular component: stress fiber. Gene Ontology annotation, biological process: positive regulation of stress fiber assembly; regulation of focal adhesion assembly.